AUGAGUGGCGGCGACGCCAUGCGCCAGCACCCGAUCACUCGACAAGCCAUAGGCCGCGAGCGUUCGCUCUCGGAUGGCGGCGGCGCCCACCCGCUCGACAUUCGGCCGGACCACAACCCGAGCGACCUCUUUGCGUGCUUGUGGUUCAAGGCGACGACAGUGCGGCCGCUCUUGCUGCGUAUGCCCGACACGAUCGUGAUUGAGCAAGGUCGGUUCCAGCAGUGGUUCUUCACCUCCAAGCGCGGCGAGAUUCUGCGGCGAAAGCGAGACAAGCUCACAAAGGACCGCGUCUUUCGCUUCUUCCAGGAAAAGCUCACGGCUGGUAUCGCAGCCGUGUUUGUCCACUCGGUCAAGACCGACGACGAGCGCGUUCUGUACACGGAGCAUCUGAGUCUCCCGGCCCUCGAGUCGCUGCUCUUCAAGGUGUCGACUGUCGAGCAUGGCUUGCUGCAGGCAUUUGUCGUGCCCAAGUCGGGCUACAACACUGCGAUCGAGUCGGUCUACUCGCACGACGGCUGCAGCUUCCUCGCGACGCGCGCCACCAACGUCCACCUCAUGAUCAACCACAUGGUGUCGCUCAACGACCGCGUCGCAACGUUUGAAGGCGCCGCCAACGUCACCACCAAGAAGCCGAUGGCGAGCCCGACGCUGCUCGCAGAGCUCAAGCGCAUCAACGACGACAUCGUCGAUCAGAUCCACCUCGCGAUUGGCUUGGAGGCAACGCGCAUGACGCUCUACUUCAAGAUUGGGCUCGACAACCACCUCUAUUUUUUGUACCCGUCGACGAUUCUCUUUCAAAACGAAGACGUCUUGCCGCCAUUCGAGCUCGCACUGCACCCUGGCGUACUCAUGACCGUGGCGCCGUCUCCCAACACCCACCGACGCCGACGCAAGUGCCCCGGGUGCCACCGCCUUGACCGCGAUGCGAGCGAGAGUCAAGUGACAUUCCUCGUGACGUACAAAGCCAUCAUAGCCGCCCAUGCGCAAAACUCGGACGACUCGCUCGAGCUCCACCAGUAUACGAUCCCGCACAUCAUUCAGUCGACAAAUACGGCGCUCAGUGUCGAAAAGUACUUGGCACUGACCAAGACCGCGUCCUUUCUGUACAAGACGACCGAGGUGUGCGAAACGUGCUGCCGCUCCAUCAACGCCAAAGCCAUGCUGACGCCACAGCAUGCGCUUCCUGCGGUUCAGCCCACGACCGCGCGACGGUCGACGCGCCUCAGCAUCGCGCAUCGAAGGGCGACCUCGGCCACACCGCGGCUCUCAGUGUUGCGACCUGCCGAGGCCACACCCGUUCUGCCGUCCCCCAAUGUCGCGCUCGUCCAGCCAUUGCGGCCGUCGAGCGCUGCCAGCACUACGCCAAGGACGUCGGUGCCACCAACGACAAUCUCUGGCAGCUUGGAGAAGCUUCGAAUGCAGCUUGUCCAGACGACAUCCGAGCACACGCCAUCGCUGGAAACGCUCUUGAUAGAGCACGAGAUGCACCCGCAGCACACGUGCGUGCACAUCAACUACCUCUCGACGCUGGCGACCUCGCUAGGUAUCGUCUUGACGACGGAUGAGUGGAAGGCGAUUGCUAUGUACUGUGAGCCCCACACGGACCUGGCGCUGGUCGAUCUGCACAUUCUCGACGAGCUUCUCCGCCUGCCACGCGCACCGCAGCCGCCACGCCCCCAGUCUUGCGGCCACAACGCUCGACCCCAGCCACCAAGCCACCGCGGCCGCCUCGCCAGCCCCCCGACGACGCCCCCGGCGCUCAAAGCGACGGCGCCGGAUCCCAAUUCAACACCAUUACUGCCAGAAUCCAAGAUCGAUGACCUCACAAGCGAAGAGCGCGCGUGGCUAGAAAGUGUGUUGCAGCGGCAGGCAUAA
This is a messenger RNA of Saprolegnia parasitica CBS 223.65, 1875 nucleotides long. RefSeq lists its product as hypothetical. The coding region runs from base 1 to 1875 and encodes 624 amino acids. Lineage: Eukaryota; Oomycota; Saprolegniomycetes; Saprolegniales; Saprolegniaceae. The transcript is spliced from 12 exons. The record is from RefSeq and is a predicted model, not a curated record.